This is a messenger RNA of Callorhinus ursinus (northern fur seal), 1336 nucleotides long. NCBI's taxonomy places the organism in Eukaryota, Metazoa, Chordata, Mammalia, Carnivora, Otariidae. The record is from RefSeq and is a predicted model, not a curated record.
UGACUUGCCCCUACACCUAGGAUAUAAACUUACCAUCCUAGGGCCGGCCUGCACUUACAAGGCCACGGCAACCGAGACAAGCUGACCUGCCAGGCACUCCUGGAACUGAUAUUCUAAUCACCUCCUGGGCCCAGUCUGCCACCUGCCUCAGCUCCCAGGACAAAGGUCAUCUGGAUGCUCGAUAGAGGCUCUGGGGCAAGGAGGCCAGGUUCUGAGAUGGCGUCGCCACUAGAGAAUCACUUGAGUCCAUGCUGGGGACAGAGGCAGCCACUGGUCCAGUGAUACCCUCACAGCAGCGUGGUGUCAUCAUCCGCAUUUCUCAGACGACGAUGGUUGGGUAACUGCCCCAAGGGAUAGGGGACUUGGGGAGCCGCCACGAACGAUAAUGACAAUGCAGCUCUCGCCAACUCCAAGGAGAGCAGGCACCUCCACCUGUCGCCUCCCAGCCUGUGCAGGGAAGCACUUCCUUAUUUAUCCUCCCCAAGGACAAACUGCUUGUGACUUGCCCAGCUGCUCAGGGGCUAUUUUACCUCCUCUUCGGCUUCGUCCUGGCUGCCGUUGGGCUCCCCGUGGGACUGCCUCCUUCACCGCCUGUGCCUCUCGCCGUAACAGGACAAGUUGGAGUGACUGUUUCCACACCAACAGAUGUUAUGCGCCAAGGAAGAAAAUAUGCUAAUCAAAAUCAGCUUUGGCUAAUUGUAGCAAUUUCCCUUCUGCGCAUUGCCCUGAAAUAGUAGCCACGCUCUGUUCUUUUUUCACAUCAGGGAGCCCCAAAUUGGCAGCUUAAAUGAGGUUGCAAAGAAGUCAGUUAAACAGGCCUUUUUGCUGCCAGUUACCAUGGAUGAAGCCGUGAACAUGCUCUCCUGGCAGGCUCUCCAUACAUCCUGACAAAGAUGGCCUCCAGCAGGCACAGAGCCUGCCAGCUGAGCAAUCCUCACAGAGAAAGCCAUUCAUAGAUGCACCAGGAUGUGGCCUGAGAAGGUGAAAUGUGGCCACGGGACACUGUGAAGAUGGAUCACAUGUCUCCCAGGCUGAGAGCCUUCCUCUCUGAACCCAUUGGAGAAAAGGAUGUUGCCUGGGUGGACGGGAUCAGCCGUGAGCUUGCAAUCAAUUUGGUCACCAAAGGUUUCAACAAGGCCUACAUCCUGUUGGGACAGUUCCUUCUGAUGCACAAGAACGAAGCAGAGUUUCAGAAGUGGCUCAUCUGUUGUUGUGGUGCCACCGAGUGUGAGGCCCAGGAGAGUUCUCAUUGUCUGAAGGAGUGGUGCUCCUGCUUCCUAUAGACACACACCUCCUGGCUCUGAUGCCUGGGUAAACAGCGCACUCUGUACUGGCA